Megalopta genalis is the source of this 6108-nucleotide messenger RNA. The record is from RefSeq and is a predicted model, not a curated record. NCBI's taxonomy places the organism in Eukaryota, Metazoa, Arthropoda, Insecta, Hymenoptera, Halictidae.
AUAAGAAGUUUUCCUGAAGAGGGAACGAGCGCAAUCGUGAGCGACGCGCGAGAUCCCUCGGUCGCCGCGUUCGCCGCGCCGACUUUAUUUUUCGUGCUACAACGAUUCGUACCGGCACGAUUCGCUUUGCGACACAUUGUACGCGCCGACGAUCGUUCUCUCGUAAAAUUUGCCCGCGAAACUUCUGUGCGGUGUCUUUGCUCCGGUAUUCGUUCGAAUCGUCGGUCGAUAGUCGGAAUCGGUAAUCGAUCUUCAACGAUAUCUCUGAGCAAACCGACGUAAUAUCUGCGAUCGUCUGGGAAAUAUUUGCCUCGAAAAUGAACGAAUCACGAACUAUCGUCACGGCCGUCGGGACCAACGCCGGACCCCGUUCACCGUCGAAUCCGGAGCGGAUCUGUUGAUGCGAGGCGAUCGAGCGUCGCCGAAGGAGAAAGAGACAGGAAAAUGAAUAGACGCGAUGCGUGCCGAGCGGGAAGCCCUUCGAAGAAGGACAAAGGAAAACCGAGAAAGUGGAAAGCUGCAACGACGUUGUGGGCGCCGAGCAACUGGCCGAAGGUGACGAUGUCCCGCGACGAUAGAAUCUGCGAGAGGGCCGAGACGUUCGCCGAAGUCACCCCGUCUUCUAGCGGGUCGCAGGCGAACGGUCGUAAAGGGGAACAAAAGGGAGAAGAUGAAGAGGAGGAAGAGAACAACGAAGAAGGUGACUGCAACGUCGAAUAUUUCUGUCGCAACGCGAAAGAGGAGCGGGGAAUCUGCCCGAUCACCGGUUCCAGCGUGAUUCGGGAUGAUCCAGGGAUCGAAGGAGCCGCGCGCGCGAAGGAAAACGGUUCGAAGAAGAUCGGGAAAGGCAACGACCGAUCGUCGACGAUGGAAACUGCGAAAUCGGCCGGCGAAGAAAAGCCGAUUUUCGUUGACCUGACGACCGACGAGAAAAAGAAGUGGAAACGGACGAUCCUGAAGCGUUCCUACGACCUAAAUCCUCCGAUCGAGGACGACGAACGAGAAACAGGAGUCCAGAAUCUUGCCGCGAGCAUCACGAUAGCCGAUAGCUCGAGUAAAACACGCAACAGUUUGGCAACGGCGCUGCGGGACCGUGGAUCAUACCUGAUUCCGGUGCAGCCUAAUCGUUCUCUGCCGAUUCGGCCCGCGCCAUUGCCGACGCGAUUGUUCCGCAAGAACGGCCUUUCGCUGAUGGUUCUCUCGAAGCCGAGCAACUUGGAUCUCGACGACUCGGAGGAGUCGGUAAAAUCGAGCAGCCUAACCACGAGCGAAACAACGCUCGGCAAACGCAACGGAACGGAUGCCGGCUCCGAAACGGCGAAGGCGUCGACUUCGGAGGACUCCUCGGUUCCCCAGGAUCGCAACAAGGGAUCGAAAAGUCGACAGAUUUCGAUCGAGCCGAGUCACCACGGCGGGGCCAGGAAGAAGAGCAUCGACGACAACGGGGAUCGGGAGAAAGACCGCGCCGUGCAGAAGAGGAAGAAGAAAUCGCACGGGGCGGAUUCGAGCCAGGGAGCCAAGGAGAACGGCUCGAGGAGCAUCGUCAAGGAAUACCUGAGGAACUUUUGCGGCUCGACCGACGACCCUGCUGCGAGAAAUCGGAGCACCGGUAAGUGCGCGAACGCGUGCUACUAUUGCGAGAAGGACGGCUACAGGAAUAUGACGGUGCCUCCGUUGAGGCUGAAGAAAAUCGUUCGUACGGGGACGCGGGAGAGCGACGGUUCGCGUACGGCGGCGGGAUCUAGCCACGAGUCGAACUACAAGAUCGUCAGGGAGGAGGAGUCUCGUCUACGAUCGGGCCCGCAUUUUACAAAUCGGAACAGCGCGCUCCAGGAAAAUGCGACGACCCCGAAGGUCCCGAACAACAACCGGAAAGUGAAAUAUCGGCGGAACAAGCUGAAGCAGAAGCUCGCAGAGUUGAAAAGCAAGGUCCUCGAUCUGGCCAAGGUGAUGGCCGACGACACCAGCUCGCAGCAAAACACCAGGCUGAAACAGAUAAUGAAUCGAUACGAGAAGCAGAUCGAGAAUCUGUCGAAAAUGCGCGACAAACUGUCCGCGACGCUUCCAGCUUCCGAGGAAGGCGAACCCGGGUGUUCGUCGAACGUCGACCAUCUUCCCGCCGGAUCGAAUCGAGACGGACCCUCGGAAAACGAAUUUCCGAUCUCGUCUUCUCCGGAGCCACCGAAACUCUCUCCCCGAUCUUCGACGAGUUUCGAGAAUAUACCGCCCGAAGAGAUCAGGAACAGUCCUCCCAUCUUGCCCAGAGUGUGCCUGAACGUCUCCUCGUCGAGCCAGGACGAGGAGUUUCUGGUAUCCGACUCCUCGACCUGGUCCGCGUGCGAGGAACCGAUCGAUCGGUCGUUCUCCGCCGACUCCGACCGAUCCGAUCGUCCAAGGAAGGAUUUGGCCGGCUUGGGAAGCUGUACGCGAGCCACGGAGAACGGUUCGAACGUCGACGCGAACGAUCAUCGAAUCGACAAAAAGUGUUCGAGUCGUUCCGCGAGCAUAGGGCGGCUGUUCGAGGACGAUCGUUCGGAGGAGAAGAAGGACGAGGGGAGGCACGAGGUGAAAGAAGAGGAGCAUUCGCCGGGCCGUUUGGUCAUCCACGAGGAGGCGAACGCUCGCGCGAUCGGGUUCCCCGACUCGGGACCGAUCAUCGGUUCGGUGAUAAGCGGUCCGGAAGUAGCCGCCACGGUUUCAGCCGCUGCCGGCGAAAUACGCGAACCUGCUACCGGCAAGCGAGUCUCGCGGCCCGAUCCUUGCGUAUCCGGCGAGAAUGAAACGCGGCCGAACGUUGUCGAAGUUAAUCGGAACGCGCCCAAGCAGAAGGUACAGACAUUGAGACGUCUUCUUCCGGGAUCGAGAAAUAAUCCGUUCGUUCGGCAGGUCACCUCGAGCACCAAUCGGUCCGUUCAGGUCCAAUUCGCGCAGGCUCCCGCGAGGCAGGAAACUACGAUACCUCGACGAGGCUACAAAAAGGAGAAGCCGCCCGUCGACGCGGCUCCGGAGAACGCCGGCAAUUACACCAUCACCGAACAAUUUCCAACUCUUGGCAACUGGGUAGCUCGAAUGUCCAAGAACGUAGGAGCCGUUCCAUUGGACCGCGUCGUAGGACCGUCUGAAAAUUUUAGCCGACAGGUACCUACGUCGAAGAUGCACAAGACGAUCGCCCUGAAUGUUCCCAACGACAUCGUGAACCCAACCCUUCCGUACGGUACCGACGGUUGGCAGUUCUAUCAUCAACAGCAGCAGCAGCAGCAGCAGCAGCAACAACAACAGCAGCAGCAGCAGCAGCAGCAGCAGCAGCAGCAGCAGCAGCAGCAGCAGCGUCAGCAACAGCUGCUGCAACACGUUGCACCGCAGCCGAUCCCGAUGGUUCCACCUUAUCGACCUCCUAUUUAUACGCCAAUUCCGAUGGGUCAAUAUUACGCGAACAACUAUGCCAUCGAUCCUUACAACAGCGCGGCUCUAAAUUGUCAUCCGACGGUCUGUCCUUACAGUCCCUACCCGUACUACCCCAGACUGCAUCCGCCGUCGUUACCGGCGCCCUAUCAUUUGCCCAUACAAGAAGGCUUCCGGCCGCUGCAACACUCGGACAAACGUUACCAUCCGUCGCUCCAAUCCGAACCUGUCGCGAAGUAUUCGCCGCCCGUGGCAAACAAUCUGCAGCAACCUACCGCUUUGCCAGCCGAUCGUCUGCGAGGCGUCGCCGUUAACGGAAACAACGUCGGAGUGCCCGGUCUACCGCCGCUCUUCUUACCGCCCGCGCCCUACAAUCCCAUGAUGCAAGCGAGGCAGAAAGUACUUCCCGGUAUGCUCGCGGCAGCUGCAGCCGCCGCGGUUAUGGCAGCGGCCACCUUGAAGGGACAACGCGACCCACCAGCCUGCGACGCGAGGAAGUCCGAUCUGUCGAACGCGACUUUCGCGAAUGUUAUAGACUCGGGCAGCUCCCGUGCCGGAAUUAUCGGCAAAACGGAGAUUCCGCUCGCGAAUAAUAAUUCGCGGAUGCAAAAUUAUUUGCUCGGCGGACUGGGCCUUGCCUCGAGACCCAACGAUUUUAUUAUGCAAGCGGACACGAAUUCGAGCGGCGACAACAAUCGAUUACAAAUGACGGCGAUCGAUUCCUCGACGCCCCAAAGGAUUCUAGUCCCGCAGACGACCAAGACCGUCCCCCGACACGAGGUCAGAAACUGCGAGACUCCGCAUUUGGGCAAGGUGAACCAAAGCCCUAAUAGCUCGUACACACUAGUUUGCUCGAACUGCGGGGUGAUCGGCCCGAAAUUCAAAUGUCUCGGCUGCGAGAUGGUUUUUUAUUGCAACGGACAAUGCCAGCAGAUACACUGGAGCUUUCAUGUUAAACAGUGCCCGAAGAAAAUGCCGAAAUUGAAGAAAGUUUCUUGAGACGGCGCGGCGUGUUCGCAUUUGGGAUCGUGCCCCGUUUGGGUUUUCAGUAUAAUUUGACCAAAGGCUUGUUAGCAUAGCAUCGAAUAGAUUCAUCCGUGUCUACGAACAGCCGUAUCGGCGACACGGCUACGCGUGAUUUCUUAUCGUUACAAUAAUAUACGUACAAUCGAUUCGAUCGUAUCGGAGAACUCGGCACUCGAUGUACCUGGGUAGAGAAAGGCUGCGAUCGAUCGUGAUAUUUUAGAAUGAUCGUAAAUAGAUUCGACUAAUAUACAUGUAUAGUUUCAUCCAUUCUCGACGAGAAGAAUUCGGGUGACGCGAACGGCAAUGACAAGGCACGAAACGACGUUUUACGAAAUCUCGGAACGAUUAGUUUAAUUAUUCGCGCGUUUAGUACCACUACUACUACCGGAAACAUUCGUCUAGACCGAUUAGCUAAAAAAUUAUGCGUCGGAGACGCGACCGGUCUCCCUCGAUCAUUAUCCAUUUGUACAAACAACGAGACGUAUCGCUCUAACUCGUUCGAAUAUUUCAAGUACAAACAUUUUGAUACUGCCGCUUACGAUUACGCUAGAACGUAGAAUAUAUUGGGAUUCGCCGAGGUGCGGAUCAUUUUUAUACAAACUAAUUAUAUACCUCGUUGACGUUCGGAAGCCGGACGGCAAUGCGAACGUUCGUGUUCUUUUAUCGUAUGUACGAGUUUAUCGAUGUCUCUGUGCAACUUUUAACGUGUACACGAACGCGAGAGGCGAUGAAAAAGAAAUUUCUCUUUUUAUCUCAACGGACGAACACUUAUGAAAUAAUAUGCUACCGAUAUACGCGACGAACAAUUCGAAUUGGACGCAUCCUGCGAGCAGUAGUUGCUUUAUCUCGUCUUUUUUUCUUUGCCAAAAUUGAACAUUUAUAAACGAUAUCGAUAGCGACUCCCAUUAUAAUAUUCCUGACACCGUUUAGAACGCGAGAACUUUUUCAACAACCGGAAUAAACGAUUCGAAUAUUUCUUUAGACGACAGAUACGGACUGGUAUACCGGACAACGACUGAACUGCUUCGUUACACAUUUGUCGUCGCUUGGAACGACAAAACAAAAUAAAGGACUCUCGUUUUUCAACAUUUUUACUCCUCUACAAACUAAAAAAGCUACCGCGUUUCGAAAAGUGUCCGAAUAUGAACGGGAGUCACUCCUAUACAUCUACGAAUGUCUUUUUGUUCGCUCUUUUCGUCGGAACGCACCAAACUACGAUGAUGUGAUAUAAUCUGUGCCUCGUUUACUCUAACUUAUCGCAGUCUUAGCAUGUACAGGAAUUUCUCCCGAAAGAAAACAACGAUCAAAACGGUCUGUUCGAGCGUGCGUCGGGUAAGAGGAACCGCGGAGCUACAAAAUACAUACGUGGUAAAUACUGGAUGCGUACGCGACCGUCGAAUCGUGGCUAAAAUUUAGAAAUGAAAAAGUUCACGUACAGUUUCGCGGUCCCUCGAAAUACACAUUCGGUUCCCGUUCCCCGCGACACUCGCGGAGAUAUUGCUGUACACGCGCUUCGAUGUUUAUCAAAAUCGAAAGAGUGCUGUAUAUAUUUUUAUACAACUCGAGAAACAACGCGUAAACAACAUUGUACGUUUCGUAACGGGCUAUCGUAUGUAAAUCUUUUAUACCGUGUAGCGAUGUUACGUAUUGUUCAAUAAAUAGCACAAUGUUGACUUUGUA